AAAAAACUCCAAAAGUCUAUUGAAGGACCCGCCCUUCUUAAAGGCGCUCAAAUUCUUCAAGACUUUGCUUACGCGUAUCCUAAGCGUAAUAGACUGAUGGGAGGGAAUGCCCACAAUGACACUGUCGACUACCUAGUUUCAGAAUUAGACGCUCUGGGCGGUUACUACACAGUCGAGAAACAGAAAUUUUCUUCUCUCGUCCAGCUCAAUGCUUCCGCUUCUCUAGCAGUUAAUGGAACCACAUAUGAGCCUGGGAUUAUGGAAUUUUCGCCGAGCGGGAAUGUUGGCGCGCCCAUUAUUGUGGUGAAUAACUUGGGGUGCGACCCGGCCGAUUAUCCGGCUGAAGUACUGGGUAACAUCGCUCUUAUCUCACGCGGGACCUGCGAAUUUGGCUUAAAGUCUGUAUACGCUGGUCUUGCGGGUGCUGUAGGCGCGAUCAUCUACAACAACAUCCCUGGUGCUCUAAAUGGUACUUUGGGUGUACCACCACGGCCUGAAGGCGACUAUGUUCCCACUGUAUCCCUGAGCCAGGAAGAAGGUACCGUAAUCGUGAGUUUGAUUACUGGCGGUGCUGCCGUGACUGCUUCGAUCGGCGUGUUGAGCGUCAUCGAGAAUUACACCACCUUCAAUGUCCUCGCGACCUCCAACUGCGGCGCGCAGAACACAACUCUUGUGCUCGGGGCCCAUACCGACUCCGUGGCCGCCGGCCCCGGCAUCAACGACGACGGCUCUGGUACCAUUGGCAUCCUUGAGGUCGCAAAACAGUUAGCCAAAUAUAAAGUUAAUAAUGCGGUACGAUUCGGCUUCUGGUCAGGCGAAGAAGAAGGUCUUCUCGGCUCCACCUACUACGUUGAAAGCCUCUCUGCCGCCGAGCUAGCGAAUGUGCGAGCAUAUCUCAACUUCGAUAUGAUCGCCUCGCCAAACUAUAUAUACGCCAUAUACGAUGGUGACGGUAGUUCGUUCAACGAAACUGGUCCCCCCGGCUCCGCAGAUAUAGAACACUUCUUCGAAAACUACUUUGCCUCUGCUGGCGAAAAUUUCACAGCCACUGCCUUCGACGGGCGCUCGGAUUACCUCGCCUUCAUUGAUAAUGGCAUUCCAGCCGGCGGUACUUUCACUGGAGCGGAGGAAAUUAAGACACAGGAGGAGGCGGAGGCGUUUGGUGGACAGGCAGGUGUUGCCACUGAUCCGAAUUACCAUCAAGCGGGCGAUACUGUGGAGAAUUUGAAUAUGGAGGCUUUUGUGUUAAAUACGAAGGCGAUUGCGGCUGCGGUCGCGACAUAUGCAACGACUUUUGAGAGUUUGCCGCCCAAGGGGCUGGAGAAAAGAAAUGGGGAAGUGAGGUGGGUGAAGCCGAGGAGCAGGAGGGGCGGGAAAACAGUUAAGAGAGCUCAGUGA
Messenger RNA from Lindgomyces ingoldianus, 1398 nucleotides. RefSeq names its product Zn-dependent exopeptidase. Lineage: Eukaryota; Fungi; Ascomycota; Dothideomycetes; Pleosporales; Lindgomycetaceae. Gene Ontology annotation, biological process: proteolysis. The annotation marks the transcript as partial. The transcript has 2 exons. Gene Ontology annotation, molecular function: aminopeptidase activity; metalloexopeptidase activity. The record is from RefSeq and is a predicted model, not a curated record.